Acytostelium subglobosum LB1 is the source of this 831-nucleotide messenger RNA. RefSeq lists its product as hypothetical. The annotation marks the transcript as partial. The record is from RefSeq and is a predicted model, not a curated record. The transcript is spliced from 3 exons. NCBI's taxonomy places the organism in Eukaryota, Evosea, Eumycetozoa, Acytosteliales, Acytosteliaceae.
AUGACCAAUCAAUUCCAACAACAACAACCAACAAAAGAGAAUCGUAAGGACUUCUCAAAUGUAGACCUGAACAACCCAGAGUCAUUGAUCAACUACCUUCAAUAUAUCUAUGAGGAGCCUUAUACCAAUAAUAUCACUAGGAAGGUAAACUCUGAUCUCGGUCUAUGCAAUGGUGACAAAGUAUUGGAUGUUGGCUGUGGAUAUGGAAAGGACCUCAAGGGAUAUCACUAUCGUGUUGGUUGCAAAGGUGAAGUGGUUGGAAUUGAUAACAGUACUUCAAUGAUCAACCAUGCCAAACGACAGUAUGAAUCUGAUGAGUCCUACUCAAAUAUCAAGUUGAUGGUGGCUUCUGCCGAUGACAUACCAUUCCCUGCAAGUUACUUUGAUGUAUCACGAACAGAAAGAGUAAUGCAACACGUACCUGACCCUGCCAAGAUGCUCGAUGAAAUGAUAAGGGUGACAAAGAAUGGAGGAUUGGUGUCCGUAACUGAUACAGACUGGGACUCUUCACGAUUGUACGUACCUGAAAGGCUCAGAAGUGUACGUGAUAGAAUAUUCAGUGCUAGAUUUAAUGCCAAUCCUGGUAUGGGUUCUGAACUGUUCUCAAUGAUGAAUCCAAGACUAGAGAGGGUAAAGGUACGUGGCAUUGUCCUUCAGGCUACAUCAUUUGAGUUUGCCAAUCGCAUGUUGAUGCUCAAUGAAAGAGCCAAGCGUGCGAUUGAGCAACGUUCUAUCACUCAGGAAGAGUAUGACGAUUGGUUGAGUACAAUGAUCGAUUUGGACAAGCAAGGAAAGUUCUAUCAUAGUGCAAAUUAUAUAUCUGUUCGAGGU